GCACUUGAGAGCAGAGGCGUCCGGGCCGAGGAGCCAGUGAGGUGCUGUGGGGCCAGUCUUCAGAAGUCCUGACAGAGAGACCCCCCCCCCCCCCCACCACCCUCCUCCUGCUCUUUGCCUUUGAGGAGGGAGCUGCCCAUUUCCCUCAGAGAAUAAAGUUAACCAGAGAGGACAAGAUCAACCAUGACUGAAAACUCAACCCCGGUGCCCCCCAAAGCCAAGCGGGCCAAGGCGGCCAAGAAGCCGUUGGACCACCCCAAGUACACCGACAUGAUCACGGCUGCCAUCAAGGCGUUGAACUAUCGCAGCGGCGUCUCCAGGCAAGCCAUCCAGACGUACAUCAAGCGGGAGUACAACGUGGGAGACAGCGCGGACCAUCAGGUGAAAAUCGGGCUCAAGAAGCUGGUGGAGAACAAGGUCAUCAAGCAGAUCAAAGGCAUGGGGGCGUCCGGCUCCUUCCGUUUGGUCAAGGCCGACGAGCCGAAGAAGGUGGUGAAGAAGGUGGUCUCCAAAGCCUCCAAGAAAGGCUCCUCGCCCAGAAAGGCGCCGGCGGCCAAGAAGGCGGUGAAGGCCGCGCCGAAGGCGAAGAAGGCAAAAGCGGAGAAGAAGAAGCCCAAGACGCCAAAGAAGAAGGCGGCCACGCCCAAGAAGGUGAAGAAGACGAAGCCAGCGAAAGCCAAGGCCAAGGCGAAGAAAUCCCCCGCGCGCAAGGCCCCGCCAAAGAAAUCUAAGAAGUGAUCGCUGUCCUUCCCUGGGGAUUGAGGACUGGCCUUGCUUUCUGUCUGAAAUCUUCAGAAACUUUUGUGUACAUACAGUUUUAAAAAAAAUGUUUCUUGAAUUUAGUAAGGAGACUUUUUAUUUUGUCAGGAACUUAUUGUGUCUUGCAUUUAAAAAAAAACAAUGUGUAUGCAGUAAUCAUGUAUUGGAGCUGGUGACUUCGGGACUGUGACAGGGAAUGUAAAUGUUGUACUCUGCUUGUGACUGUCUUACCUCCAGACUAUCAGCUCUUGUGUUAGAGCCCCGUCAACGAGCAGGCAGGAUGUGUGUGCAUGCGUGUAGCUUCUAAUCCCAGAGGAUGGUUAUAAAUCCAGGCGUUUGUUGAGACAAGCCAGGCCCUACUAAUGGACAACGCAUUAUAAUUGCAGAUCACAACAGUUAAUUGUAUAGUUCAGUCACAACAAGAUCAGCCUUUACUUCCAAAUUACUUUGUUUUAGACUUUUAAAGCUGUCUAGAACUGCUGUUUAUGCUUGUGCUGUGUUGUAGCAUUAAAUAGUUUAAGAUUUGUUUUUAAAAGGAUUCCCCACCUGAAUUGUAACAGUUUGUUUAAUCUGUAUCAUUGAUGGAGAGCCAGAGAGAGUUAGUGAUCUCAGUAUUUCUUUACAGUGUAAGAGGUCUUGCUAGAUGAUACUGUUACCAGGUGACAGAACCCUUUUAACUAUUGUAACAAAAUUUUAAUAAAAGUAACAGCACUGAAGGGUGUUUUACAAAUCUGGAGGUUGGUAGCUUGCAGCAGUAACAGUUCCAAGCAUCCUGACAUCCAUACUUGGACACAGUGCUGUGUUGAGAUUCCCUGGGAUUUCCUGAGGUGGACGGGGUGUUAGAGUCUAGAGGCAUUCACUGUAGAAGGAGGCUGGUGGUUAUUGCAGCCCAUGGAGGGCAGCAAUCACAUAUUAUUUAAUAAAGUAGCAGGAUCUAAAAGACCAGAAUAAAAAUUAAACAACACUCUAACUUGGCCAAAGAAAAAUUAAAGUUCCUGACUGAAAGGCACCCUUUUAUAAAAUGGCUCCAAAAUGUGAUACAUGUUGAUUUUGUUAUUUUUUACUAAAUCGCUGUAUUUUAUUAACCGUUAGGAUGCUCCCUACAAGCAGUUUGUACAUGUCAUUAAUGAUGUAUGUUUAUUAUGAUUAGUUAUCUCUGGAGCUGUCGUAUGGUAUCUUUCAAAGCCAUAUUGGACAUUCCUACUUACACAGUGAACCUCUUUCCAGUUAAACUCUGCUUUUAAGUUUUUAAAUUUACAUGAUGUUUUUUAUUAAGCAAUCUUCACUCCUAAUUAUUUUAUGCCACGGUGUUUAUUUUUUUUAAUCUGAAUUCAGCCGAAGAUUGAGUGCAGACCAUAAACUAAUCGCAUCAGUGGAAUUGGAUGACUCAAGACAAUACUACAUUUAUAGGUUGACCUGUUCCUUUGUAUGUUUAUAAUGAAUAAAGCUACAUUUUGAUUUGAAAGUA
Pristis pectinata (smalltooth sawfish) is the source of this 2227-nucleotide messenger RNA. RefSeq names its product histone H1.0-like. The transcript has a single exon. Bases 184 to 738 code for a protein of 184 amino acids. The record is from RefSeq and is a predicted model, not a curated record. Gene Ontology annotation, cellular component: nucleosome; nucleus. Gene Ontology annotation, biological process: negative regulation of DNA recombination; chromosome condensation; nucleosome assembly. Lineage: Eukaryota; Metazoa; Chordata; Chondrichthyes; Rhinopristiformes; Pristidae. Gene Ontology annotation, molecular function: structural constituent of chromatin; double-stranded DNA binding; nucleosomal DNA binding.